Messenger RNA from Vitrella brassicaformis, 408 nucleotides. Lineage: Eukaryota; Vitrellaceae. The record is from the annotation of a GenBank genome assembly.
UCAUCGAUUGGCGCGUUGUCCACUUUGCCGACGAGCCGACUGCCGCCGAGCCUUCAGAGGCAGAAGACAGGAAGAGAUAGGCCUGUGUCGAUUGUGGAGCGUGUCGGUUGACGGACCUCUUGCAUCGCCAGUAUUGAUUCCUGAAAAGCUUCUCUCUUCCGCUGCCUGUCAACCUGCACCCACAGCCCGUCACACCACAACUAUUGAUGGAUCCGUUCUCUCUAUUCUCAGCGCACCUUCCUGGCCUCAAUUGCCCGCCUGUGGGCAUGCUGCUCAUCCUCACUGCGCCUUCUGGCCUUGGCAACCAUCUAAGAUGCAAGCAAGAUUGUAUAGCGGUGUUUUCCCCAUGGUCUUCUUCCCCCUGCGCACCGUCUUGUGUCGUGUGUGUUGUGUCUGUCGUCGGCGCAU